This is a messenger RNA of Salvia miltiorrhiza (redroot sage), 1122 nucleotides long. Its product is annotated as agglutinin-like. The record is from RefSeq and is a predicted model, not a curated record. The transcript is spliced from 3 exons. The coding region runs from base 7 to 1056 and encodes 349 amino acids. Lineage: Eukaryota; Viridiplantae; Streptophyta; Magnoliopsida; Lamiales; Lamiaceae. Gene Ontology annotation, molecular function: carbohydrate binding.
UGAGACAUGCAUGCAUAUUCGAAGGUAACACCAACUAAACUUGGAGAAUUUGUGCAGGAAAAAGAGUGCAGUUGUGUGGGAGAGAUCGCUUUGGGGCCAUGGGGAUGCCACUCCGACACGGCCCGUCAAUGGAGCUAUAAACCAAAAGCAGGAGGCGCCAUCAAAAAAAUUAUCAUAGGCUGCGGUUGGAUAAUCGAUUCCCUCAUGUUUAAGGCCGACGAUUACUCCGCCAAAUUCGGCGGCCACGGUGGUGACGCAUUCCCUCGUAUCAGAAUCGAUCACCCUUCAGAAUUUCUGAUUGGAAUAAGUGGGACGUUUGGGAAAGUCGAGCAUAUGGAGCCAGACAAUGUCUGCACCCUCACCUUCCACACUAACAAAAAUCAAUACGGACCAUUCGGAACCAAACCCGGGCCCACCCCAUUUUCGUUGAUCGCAAACGGCGCUGCGGUGACGGGAUUUCACGGCCGCUGCGGCCAAUAUGUCGAAGCCAUUGGGCUUUACGUGAAGCCUCUUUCGAUUCAGCUCAAGAAACAGCCUUCCGAGAAUGCCUCCAGUCGCGUUCCCCGUUUUCUCCUGCCGCCGCGCAGUGCGGCGGCGAUGGGCGGAAGCGGCGGCCGGGAUUGGGACGACGGCGUCUUCGCCGCCGUGAAAGGCGUCCACGCCUGCGUGCGCGUGGAUACGGGCGCCCUGUCGGCCGUCCGAUUCAGCUACCUCAAGAGCGACGGCUCGGCUUUUCUGUCUCCAUUUCAUGGGGGUUAUUGUGAAGGGGAUGUGCACUUGAAGGAAUUCAGCAUUUCGAAGAUGAUUGUGUUUUGCGAGGAAGAUGAAUACCUAAUUGGUGUUGAAGGAUUUAAUGGAGUGGCGGCGGAGGGCUUAAAUGUGGUGACGGCAUUGAGUUUUAUGACGAAUAAGGGCAGAUACGGCCCCGUGGGUGCUGAAAUCGGCACAUAUUUCACGUCCAUGAAUUCCGGCGGCUGCGAUAGAAAGGUGGUGGGCCUCCAUGGCCGCAGCGGUGCUUAUCUCGACGCUAUCGGUCUACACACCGAAUAUUUCUGAACUACGAUUUUAGUAACUUACCUUUUGUAUAAUUCGUGUCAAAUGGUACAAGCUACAUCUGGUGUU